Galendromus occidentalis (western predatory mite) is the source of this 1680-nucleotide messenger RNA. RefSeq names its product ATP-dependent RNA helicase RhlE. Gene Ontology annotation, cellular component: cytosol. The record is from RefSeq and is a predicted model, not a curated record. Gene Ontology annotation, biological process: DNA-templated transcription. The transcript has 4 exons. Bases 1 to 1593 code for a protein of 530 amino acids. Lineage: Eukaryota; Metazoa; Arthropoda; Arachnida; Mesostigmata; Phytoseiidae. Gene Ontology annotation, molecular function: RNA helicase activity; DNA binding; DNA-directed RNA polymerase activity.
AUGGCGGAGGAUAAGAAGAACGUUCCAUAUGACUUGUCACGGCGCAGUGAGCGGUCAACUGAGGAAAUUGUCCCUCUGUUUUGUUUCUCGUGCGGCCGAACAGGCCAUAAUCACGAAGGAUGCUCCAAAGGAAGGCCGGGCAGCGGCUCCUCGCUCGAUGUGACGCAGUCAUACGCUGGAGGAACUCCGGCAUCUGUCGAUCCACCCUCGCAACCAAGCGGAGGCACAAGCUGUCCCAGCCCCUCAUCGGUUGGGAUUAAACCUCCGCGGCGGAAACCAUCUAAGAAAGCCACGAAAAGUACAACCCACGAAGAAUUGGAAAAGCUGUAUCGGACAGGAGAAGAAAGUCGCAAUCCUGUCGGCGAAAGUGUCAAACUGUACAACGAGCAAAUAAGCAUAUCUGACCCCAACUUCCGUGACAUAAAAGCGGAAUCCUUCGAAGAAUGCGGAUUGCAUCCCGACAUACUCAAGGUAUUGAAGAGUAUGCAAUACGAGAAACCGUUCCCGGUACAGAAGUAUGCGAUGAGCAUAAUCCAAUCCGGUAGGAAUCUCAGAGCGAGCGCCUGCACUGGCACCGGGAAAACUGCUGCUUUCCUGCUGCCGAUUAUCAAUAACAUCCUGAAGAGAGACAUCCGCUCCUCGAAGGAGCUCCCCCAGCGUCCGAAAGCGCUGAUAAUCUCUCCAACGCGCGAGUUGGCUCAGCAACUGUUCAAUGAUGCGACCAAGUUUACUGCUUUUACCGACGUGAAGGCGAAGCUUUGCCACGGGAAAACCAGCGUCGAUCAAGAAACUCAGAGAAUCAAGUCAGGAGUGAACAUUCUGAUCGGGACCCUGGGUAGAACUGUCGACCAUCUUCGGCGGGAGACAGUCGCCCUCGAUGAGCUCGGAUAUCUGGUAUUCGACGAGGCGGAUCGCAUAAUGGAGGAGGACUUCGCGGAAGAGUUCGAGGAUUUCAAGCGAUUCUUGGAGAAAUCCGGUUGUCGACCGCAAACACUCAUGUUUUCAGCAACUUUCGCUGACAGUGUCAUGAGCAAGAUAAAGUCAUUAUUAGCCGAUCACGUCGUCCUGCGCGUCGGAGUCCAAGGUACCGUCAAUGAAGACAUAGACCAGAAUGUAGUCGCGGUCCCGGAAGAUGAGAAGAGAGAGAAGCUCCUGGAAAUGAUCAUCGCUGGACCGACGGAUAAAACACUCGUCUUCGUGAGGUCAAGGGAACGCGCUGACAUGCUCAUCGACUAUCUGUUCCGGAACGAGAUUCGAGCGAACGUGCUCCACGGCGAACGGGAUCAGUACGAACGCACAAAAGCUCUGAGAGAGUUCAGCGAUGGGAGCGUUUCCAUAUUGGUCGCAACCUGGUUAGCCAACCGAGGUUUAGACAUAAGCUUGGUGAACCACGUCAUAAACUAUGAUUUACCGAAUACGAUGGAGCAGUACAUUAACUGUUUGGGGCGCACAGGACGAGUCGGGAAUAGAGGACGAGCAACUUCAUUCUUCGAUCCACGUUUCAGUGAAGAUAUUGCGAUGGCACCCGCUCUCUGUCGGAAACUCCUAGAAGGUGGAGCUCCCGCGAUUCCAGAAUUUCUGAGAGUCGAAUAGUUUGCCGCUUUCCCAGCUGAUCCGCCCCACCAUCUUUCCUUUAAGUUUCAAUAAAUCCCAAAGAUUCGUAUUUCCAUCGGGAUCGGU